Molecule: messenger RNA, 2048 nt
Organism: Nerophis lumbriciformis (worm pipefish)
Lineage: Eukaryota; Metazoa; Chordata; Actinopteri; Syngnathiformes; Syngnathidae
Gene: tom1
Product: target of myb1 membrane trafficking protein
Biological process (GO): signal transduction
Cellular component (GO): endosome; membrane
Molecular function (GO): phosphatidylinositol binding; ubiquitin binding; clathrin binding
Source: RefSeq, a predicted model, not a curated record
AAGACGUGACGCAGUUCGACCAGCGCUCCGCUUUUGUGCAGCCUAGCAGCGGCUCACUGCAGCAGAGAGCUCGGCCGCCCGGUGCGAACGGCUCGGCCACUCCCCCGGUUCCUUGGAGCUCCGCUGUGCCGUCACGAUGGAGUUUUUACUGGGGAACCCGUUCAGCACUCCUGUAGGACAGCGGAUCGAGAGUGCAACCAGCUCCAGCCUGCCCACAGAAGACUGGUCUGUGAACAUGGAGAUCUGUGACAUCAUCAACAACUCAGAGGAAGGGCCCAAAGAUGCCGUCAGAGCCAUAAAAAAAAGGAUUGUGGGAAACAAGAAUUUUAAGGAGGUCAUGCUGGCACUCACAGUGCUAGAAACCUGCGUGAAGAACUGUGGAUACAGGCUGCACAUCCUGGUGACCACGAGGGAUUUCACAGAAGGGGUUCUGCUCCGCUCCAUCAUCCCCAGGAACAACCCUCCCCUCAUCGUGCACGACCGAGUGCUCGGCAUCAUACAGGCGUGGGCCGACGCAUUCCGGAGCUCGCCCGACCUGACGGGUGUGGUGGCCGUGUACGAAGACCUGCGCAGGAAAGGACUGGAGUUCCCUACCACAGAACUGGAUGGCUACAUCCCGGUCCAAGCCCCCAAAAGGACCUCGCCUCAAAACGGGCCUGUCGUGGCUUCGCUGCUCUCCUCCAAACCCCCCCUAAACCCACCCCAGACUCUCGAGCUAAAACACACGCUAAACGGAAGUGAGGCCUUCACUCCCAACCAGGUCAAAGCGCUCAAGACGGAGCUGGGAGCCGUGCGGAGCAACCUCACGAUGAUGUCGGAUAUGAUGAGUCAGCUGGAUCCCGUCACCAUCAAGCAAGCCGCCACGGAGCUGCUCGAGUUGUACAGCGUGUGUAAGGACAUGCAGGACAGGAUCGUCAAGAUCGUGCCCAGGCUGAGCGAGGAGAAGAUGAUCCAAGAGUUGCUGGCAACCAACGACGAGAUGAACACCACCUUCUCUCGGUACCACAGUUUUGGGAGACAGUCCACCAAUGGACCGAACGCCCCACAAAAGGUUUACAUGGUUCUAACAGACGUCAAUGUGAGCCAAUCAGAGGCUGCGUCAGUCCCCAAUGGAGGCUCUCUUAGCCAAUCAAAAGUGGACAGCUUGUCCAGCCAAAUGGCAGGUCUUGACGCAAGUGGCGCAGAUGACGUGGAUGCAUUAUCACGGACGGGAAACGCCUCAACCGAAAGCGGAAGGGACAACGUGGAUGGCCUCGUGGCACAAGCUCAGGACAACACCAUGCAGAACUCCACAGCGGAUCACAGCCCGUCCUCCUCCAGAAGCUCCUCACCAAAGUUAGACUGGAUGAUUAAAAGGGGAAUGAUUCCUGUCAAGCAGUCCAACGUAAUGGACGAUAUUGAGAAAUGGCUCGCCCUGGAAGAUGAGUACGACGACUUCGAGGACUCGGAUGGCGUCACAAGUGAAGAGUUCGACAAGUUCUUGGCACAAAGAGCCAAAGCGGCGGAGCGGCUGCCUUCGGUGCGACAGUCUUCCCAGGACGCCAACCAGUCGGAGUCCUGAGCUUCCACCCGGCAACACUCACCAAGUCCCUCAGGGAGCGAUGAUCUUUUAAUGUUUCACUGGCACAUUCAGCAUAAGGGACUGCAGCCCAUAUUUAGUACCUGUCUUACUGCUUCGCUGGGGUUCCAACUCUCAACGUGUCCGAAGGACUCUUUUACUUGACGUCGUAAUUAAAGUGGCGGCAAUGCAAACUUUUGCACAAUUUCUAUGGCGACAUUCCUGCUAUCGAAGAAGGACACAUGGAAUAUUGUUACUCACAACUUUUGCAACAUAGAUAAUUAUAUAAUUUUAUUCGUGACAUCUCAUGGUGGGAUACAGUCAAGGUAGCUUUUAACGUAUAAUUCUCAUAUAAUGAGGCUUUUAUCCAUGUUAAUAUUGACAAAGGGUUUAAAGGAAAAUAGUUUGUUUUUUUUACUUCCAUAACAUUAUUUUGUUAAGAUGUUUUAAGUUGUAAAUGUUUAUAUGCUAUUAUGUAUUAAACCAAACU